Messenger RNA from Pollicipes pollicipes, 1044 nucleotides. RefSeq lists its product as uncharacterized. The transcript is spliced from 5 exons. Bases 200 to 832 code for a protein of 210 amino acids. The record is from RefSeq and is a predicted model, not a curated record. NCBI's taxonomy places the organism in Eukaryota, Metazoa, Arthropoda, Thecostraca, Pollicipedomorpha, Pollicipedidae.
GCCAGCUGCGGGUGUAUUGUUGGGAGGGUGCUGCGCGUGCGGCCGCCGCCAGACCGUCCCGGCUGCGAGUGCGGACUCACCGGGGAGACGAGACGCGCGGUUACCCGGCCGACGAGCAGCUACCGCCGCCGCCCCUGUACCCAUCGCUACAGGUCUGAUGUCGGCCCAGUGAGCCGUGACCGGCGCGUCGCCCGAGGCCAUGUCGGGAGACACUCUGCCGCCAGCCGGGGUGCCGGGGGCGGUGCCGCGACAGGCGCUGUCGCUGCCGCACAAUAUCCACCCGGACCAGAUGGUCGCGGGCGAGCCGACGGGCAACCGGUGGAAGAGGUUUCAGCCGCUGAAGAGGCUGCAACGCAUCUUCCGACGUAAGGGCAAGACGAAGGACGAGGAUGGCUUCCCCGAGGCGCCCAAGUCGUUCUCGGCCAGUCAGCUGCUGCCAGGGCAGAGGGCCAGGCCGUCGCGGCAGGACUCGCCGCCGCUGCAGUCCCGGCUGAGCAUGUCUCACGACUCUAUCUUCCAGUCAGACGGGCCGCCGCCAGCGCAGGGCGAGCUGGGCUCGGCGCUCUCCAUUCCUUCCAUCCCCGGGGCCGGCAGCCAGCUGACGGCGGAGCUGAGGGGAGUUCUGCUGAAGAGACGCGGAGAUGAUUCGGAUGACGACCCCGGGCUGCCGCACUCGCCGGCCACCCCGCCCAACGCCGCCCGUCUCCAGCAGGAGCUCAAGGUGGGCGUGACACAAGGUCAUGCGGACCACCCAGCACGUGGGGUGACCUGGGACCUCAUGGCGGCAUGGCAUGUCUGGUGGCCUUGGACCCGAUGUUCAACCUUCGGGUGACCUGGGAUCUAAUGAUGGCAUGGCAUGUCUGGUGGCCUGGGACCCAAUGUUCAACCUUCGGGUGACCUGGGAUCUAAUGAUGGCAUGGCUUGCCUGGUGACGGAGACCGCAUGGUACACCGGGUCCUCCUGGUGACCUGAACCUUCUGAUGACCUGGUACAUCCUGGUGACCUGGAAUCUGCUGGUUUGAUGAUAUCUCCAAGUGACUUGGG